Molecule: messenger RNA, 1793 nt
Organism: Macroventuria anomochaeta
Lineage: Eukaryota; Fungi; Ascomycota; Dothideomycetes; Pleosporales; Didymellaceae
Exons: 5
Coding region: 259-1515 (418 amino acids)
Biological process (GO): meiotic attachment of telomere to nuclear envelope; mitotic telomere tethering at nuclear periphery
Cellular component (GO): nuclear membrane complex Bqt3-Bqt4
Molecular function (GO): DNA binding
Source: RefSeq, a predicted model, not a curated record
GUCGGACAAACCUUCAAGCUCACGCAAUAACGUCAACGCGCGCACAGCUUUACUUCACCCUCACCAGGUCGCGCCAAAGUUCCUUCGACCCUUCAGCAUUUAAUUGUGUUCUGGUCUUGACCCUUCGCAUUCGCGACAAGCUCUUCUCCCGCGGUUCGCGCGUUACGUCGUCGUUACGCUACACCUCUCACCGCAACCACACCGCGCUGCGCGCCUCACACCACUACAUCCCUUGUAAUACCAUUUAUACUCGCGACAAUGUCGGCGACGCGUCCAUUCCCCGAGCGCAUGAACCCGCUCCUCGAGCCGACGGAUAGCACAGCUAUCGAGAUUCUCAUUGAGAGGCGUCGCCUGGGUCAAACAAACCUUGGAACCAAGAAUGGCGCCACCGGUCUGACAAGCGCAACCAAGCCGCAGAACAGUGGCAUGUUCGAUUACGCGCAUUUGCGCGUGCCCUUGCCUAAGGAUCUCUCUGGCUCCGAGAUUUUCAUGCCUGGCACCAACGGAUACCCAGUGUCCUACUUCUUGAUGCGACGCAGUAGCGAUGGAUACAUUAGCGCGACCGGCAUGUUCAAGGCUGCCUUCCCAUGGGCUACAUUGGCAGAAGAAGAGACAGAGCGCAAAUACCAGAAGACCUUCCCAUCAGCGGGCCCCGAUGAAGUCGCUGGGAGCGUUUGGAUUGCUCCGGAGGAGGCACUUUCACUUGCCGACGAGUACUCUAUGCGCCACUGGGUACUAGCGCUGCUCGACAAUGAGCCAAUUGAAAAGGGCGCGAAGGACAAGCACAACGUCCACAUUCAGGCACCUCCCAAGUUCGACUUGAGCAAAGCCCAGAACGUCAAGCUCCCUCCCCACACAGCGUCCCUUCGUACAACCCGCGCACGAUCAACCAGGAGUGUUUCGCCCAGCAAGAUGGCCACACCGAGCCGCAAGAUCGCUACUCCACGCAAGUCGCGCGCGACACGCGGCCGCUCCGAGGCCAUGAAGGCUGAGGAAAUUUUUCAGAGCACAGCGACCGAGUCGCCAUCUUCCGCUCUGGUUUCCAACGGCAUCAAGCAGUCGGAGUCAGUCGCAUCGUCAGUGGAUGGCGACGUCAAGGAGGCGCAAGAUGGUGAAGUCAAGUCGGAAACUGUACGCAUCGAGGUUAAGGAGACUGUCGAACAGAAGGGAGACUCUGAGGUCACGACAACAAACGUUCAGAUCGACGUACCGGCUUCCCACCCCGAGCUGCGCGAACCCGAAGACCCCGCCAAGAUGAUCGAGGAAGCCAAGCGCAUGGUCGAGGAGGCACGAGAGCUGGAUGCCGGCGCAUCGAGCACUCUCAUAUCGUCAAAGCGCAAGGUUGAGGAGGUCCUUGACGAGGAAGAGCUCGAGGCCGAGCGACCAGCCAAGCUCUCCAAGAAGCUGUACACAACCGAGCAGAAGCUCACGAAGGAGAAGGUUACAAGGAGAGCACUUGUCGGGCUUACAGUAAUGGCAGCGCUCGGUACGGCGAUCCAGUACUUCACAGUAUAGCCGCGCUACCAGCUUGUUUCCUUUCCUCUUUUGACGGUUGGCUUUCUGUCUGCAUUACUAGUGUUGGAUUUCGAAACUCAUUCUGUACUAUUCGACCACCCCUCGAUCUAGUUACUGCAGAUACCUUUUCGAUCUUCUGCUCAUUUGGCGUUUGCAUGUCCUUGCGGUUGGGCGGUGUACACUCGUUCUGUACAAGGGUUGGAGUAGGCGACUACCUCCAGCGUAGUAGAGUACUUUAAUCGAAUUUCUUGCGCUACCUAUCCAGGAGCGAUGUUCAG